This is a messenger RNA of Kalmanozyma brasiliensis GHG001, 1032 nucleotides long. RefSeq lists its product as uncharacterized. The coding region runs from base 1 to 1032 and encodes 343 amino acids. The record is from RefSeq and is a predicted model, not a curated record. NCBI's taxonomy places the organism in Eukaryota, Fungi, Basidiomycota, Ustilaginomycetes, Ustilaginales. The transcript has 2 exons.
AUGGCUCCUCCUCGAAAGGUAGCACCGAAGGUUCCCCUGUUCUGCACGUCUACCAAGCCAUUUCCUCCUUCGUGGACCGAGAAGUUCUGCAAGGACGCUUUGGAUCCACCCUUUGAAGUGCCGGAAGAGUCCGAACUUGUUCCCAUCGAAGGCGACUUUGUAGGUUGGACGCCCCUGCAGAUUGCGAGGCGCCACGUCGUUCCCAACUUCACUCGCGAGGAGUCGCCAUUCACCAGCCUCACUUUUGCCAUCGCUGACGACAAGUCGCACGAGGAUGGCAAGGUGCUCAUGCCCGCCAUCCAUUGGGAUUUCUUUGACAAGCCAGGAUCGCCUCUCAGGAUCGAAGGCACAGCGCGAGAAGGACCAGAGGAAGUUCUCAUCACUGCAUACCUCCUUCACAUCGACGAGCGUGGCAUCAACAACUACUGGGACGACGACGAUGACGCGUACGAUAACGACACGGACUCUGUUUAUGUCGCCGAGAAGCGCGCAUGGAUCGAAGCGGGCGGAACCAUUGAAGCCCCUCCUAAGCCGCUAAUCGAAGGCCAUCCGGUGUAUAAGAACUAUCUUUACGCCGACGGCAGACAGGUCAGCGUCCAUCAGCAUAGCGUGGACGAUCCCACAAAAGAUUGGUGGCUCAAGGACCCAAAGAGCGAUCAGGUGCGCGAGAUCAGCGAUGAGGAAGUCAUGCGAAGGUCCGACGCUGCCAUCGCCGCACGUGACGCCAAGAUAGCCGAGGACGUUCGUCGCUGGAUCGAAGGAACUUACGAGUAUCCGACCGAAGACCCGACCAAAAGACCUGUGGUCAAAGGCUACCGAUACCUGCUGUCUGACGGGCACAUCAUUCUCGGCGGCUCUCCGCAGGAGCCUGGCCAGGUGAUCGAAUCGUUUCCCGAGCGAGUCGAGGUGGUGCGCGAGAUCAGUGCUCGAGAGUCUUACGAGAUGUGGCUCGCUGCCGAGGCCAAUCGAGUCACUCAGGCAUCAACCAACGAUAGGAUUGAAGGGAAGGGCACAACAAAUACGAUUGCCUAG